Molecule: messenger RNA, 2220 nt
Organism: Macrosiphum euphorbiae (potato aphid)
Lineage: Eukaryota; Metazoa; Arthropoda; Insecta; Hemiptera; Aphididae
Source: the annotation of a GenBank genome assembly
AUGGCAGCACCUUGCUCCGGUGGUGGUGGCCGCCGCUCCGACGACGUGUCGACCGCGGCCUUGCCGCUAGCCGCCGCCGCCGCGCCAAAGACCGCGACCACUACGACGACUAAUACUACUCCGUCGAAAAUGCCACCGCUGCAGCGUCUGUCCGGCGGACCGCGUCUGGCGGACACUCAGGUGGCGGCUGCGGACAAGUCGCACCGGCGCAAGAUAUCGUUGCCGUGGUUCAGACAGACGAGCACGUCUACCGCCGCGGCCGCGCUCGCCCGGCAACACACCAUCGACACGCCGGGCUCGUACAGGCACCGUAGUUCGACAGCCACGCGAUCCUCUGCCGCGUCCGUACAGAACUCGGGCGUGGAGAUGACGUGGGUGAUCUCGGAUUUCACGGCCACGGCCGCUGGCCAGGUUACUGUCGCCAAAGGCCAGCAGGUCGAGCUCUUGGACUGCUGUGGUGGUACGAGUGAAAUGGUUUUGGUGCGCGUACCGUCUGACUGUACCGAAGGAAUGGUGCCGCAUAUUGUACUCAAGCAACCACCGUCACUGAAGUCGCCGCAAGCCACAGAAACCGUUUCUGGAGAAUGUGUGGAUAACCCCUCCUCUGCCGUUGCAGCAUCUUUGGUUUGCAAUAACUCACCGGUGACCAAAAGACGAGUUUUCAGCGGGAGGAUGUGGAUCCCACAACCUUUGAGGAAAUUCAGCAACGGCAGCAAAGUCGACAAAAACCACGUGCAGUCAUCGGCCAAAAAGGGAUCAGAUAAAAAAUACAAAUCGCCCGUCAGCGAAUCCACCAAAACUUUGCCGAACGAAGACGAACAGAACGGUGAAGAACCGGACGACGAUCUCGAAUUGCCACCACCCAUGAAACCCAUUUCCGAGUCGAUUUUGGUGAACGCCUCCGACUCGGCCACAGUUCCCUCACAAAGAACUUCGGGACUGUCAGCGGAAGUGACGGCCUCGUCUUCAGCCGAUUUGGCCGAAAUCGAACAGAUCGUCAAAGAUAGAAUGGAACAACACACCACCACCGCAGCAGCCGCCGCCGCCGCAGCCGCAGCAGCUGCCGCUACCGCGGCCUCCACCACCAACCCCACCAAUUUCUCCACCGACAAGAUGAGUGGUGAGUUGAGACUGAAAAAUGACGACGUCGAGUGCGAAGAGGCGUUACACAAACGGGAGUACGUGAUGAGAGAGCUGGUCGAGACCGAACGGGACUACGUCAGAGACUUGUCGCUUGUGGUUGAAGGCUACAUGACCGUGAUGAGAGAUCCCGAGGCAGCUGGCUGUGACAUCCCCAUGCCUGAAGAUUUGAGGUCUGGGAAAGACAAAAUGAUCUUCGGCAACAUCGAACUCAUCUACGAAUGGCACAGAGACGUAUUCUUGGCGGCCGUUGAGCGAUGUCUCACCCGACCGCACGAGCUCGGCAAGCUGUUCAAAAAAUACGAACGCAAGCUUUUGAUGUACGUGGUUUACUGUCAGAACAAGCCAGUUUCCGAAUACCUCGUCUCUGAUCAUAAUGAUUAUUUCGAGGAAAUGCGACAGUUUCUAGGCCACAAGCUCCAGCUAAGUGACAUCCUCAUCAAGCCUGUGCAGAGGAUUAUGAAAUACCAGCUGCUGUUGCGGGACAUGUUCAAGUACACAGAGCGGGCUAGGUUGGCAGACGAGAUGGAAGCUCUUCGGCAAGCUAUGCACGUCAUGCAAGUAGUGCCCAAAGCAGCCAACGACAUGAUGGACGUCGGUCGGUUGCAAGGUUUCGACGGCAAAAUCACCGCUCAGGGCAAGCUACUGUUACACGGCAUGCUGACGUGCGCCGAGGGUCCCAGCCUCAACCCGAAUAGAGUACCACCGCACAAGGACCUGCACGUAUUCCUAUUUGAGCAAAGUAUAAUACUCAGCGAAGAAAUGCGCAAGAAGGCGCAGUUCAGCAGUCCAGUGUAUGUUUACAAGGCCCACAUACAGGUGAACAAAAUGACACUGGAUGAGAGGCACGGUUCGUCCAGCAGUAACUCGUCUGAUGACUCGUCCGAUGGGUCGUUCAUCAUCAAAUCCACCGACCCCAAGAGGCCACCACUGUGGUUUGUGUGCCAUGCGCACAGUGUCGAAUCACGUUCUGAAUGGUUGCAGAACCUCAGGCAAAUACUCCAGACGCAACAGGACUUCCUGAAAGCUAUACAGUCACCCAUAGCGUAUCAAAAAGAACAGACGAAAGAAGCCAGUUAG